Messenger RNA from Mesorhabditis belari, 234 nucleotides. The record is from the annotation of a GenBank genome assembly. Lineage: Eukaryota; Metazoa; Nematoda; Chromadorea; Rhabditida; Rhabditidae.
AUGAAAUCAUUUCUUGCGAUUCUCGCCGUUUCGGUGAUCUCUGUGACCUUCUGUUGGGUGGAACCAAAGACCUUCUGCGAAACGGAUGCAUAUUGUCAAGAUCGUGGAUGGGAAUCGUGCAAACUCAUGCCGAAUCGGACUUAUGGGAUUUGCCAAGGACUCAUUUCCAGUGCCGGCACCGAGACGGAUGCCGUUAAAUCGAAGUCUACCCAAAUAAAUGAAGCAUGCCAGAAC